AUGUCUACAGAAUUACAAUAUAACAGAUUUCUCAUAUUUGGUGACUCAAUCACUGAAUUCUCCUACAAUCCUUAUCCCUUGGGUUAUCAACAUGUUCAAUUCGGAUUCGGUGCAGCUUUACAAAAUGGUGAAUUAGAUAUCAUUCAAAGAGGCUAUGCUGGUUAUACUUCAGAAUGGGCUAAACAUUUCUUAGAAAAAAUCAUUCAACAUGAAAAUAAACCAGAUUCAAGGAUUUUAUUAGGUACAAUUUUCUUUGGUACAAAUGAUUCUGUACUUGGUGGACCACAAAAAGUUGAAUUACCUAAAUUUUUGGAAAAUAUUAAACAUUUUAUAGAUACUUUCAAAGCUAAUGGUAUUAAACCAAUAAUUAUUGGUGUCGGUAAAUAUGAUGGUGAUAAAUGGGAACCAUCAAGACAAGAAGAUAUUAAUGUCUUAGGGAUUAGAAGAACAAAUGAAAAUAAUAAAAGAUAUUCAGAAGCUACAAAAGAAUUAGCAGCUAGAGAACAAGUGCCAUUUGUUGAUUUAUAUUCAAUUUUUGAUAAUUAUGAAGGUGAUUGGCAUGAUCUAUUAUUAGAUGGUGUUCAUUAUACUGGGGAAGGUUAUAGAUUAUUAUUUGAUGAAUUGUUAAGAUUGAUUAAAGAAUGGUAUCCUGAGUAUCAUCCAGAAAACUUACCAUAUAUCUUACCAUAUUGGAGAGAUCUUGCUACAUCUGGUGGAUUUAAUUAG
Hansenula ciferrii is the source of this 726-nucleotide messenger RNA. It is a transcript of the gene IAH1, whose product is annotated as isoamyl acetate-hydrolyzing esterase. NCBI's taxonomy places the organism in Eukaryota, Fungi, Ascomycota, Saccharomycetes, Phaffomycetales, Wickerhamomycetaceae. Bases 1 to 726 code for a protein of 241 amino acids. The transcript has 2 exons. The record is from RefSeq and is a predicted model, not a curated record.